AAUGCUUCUUGGUCUUCUUAAUUCAAAUGGCUAUGUAAAUAGCAGCACUCGUGAUGAUGAUCUAGCAUUACGACUCUACCAAAGUAUGAAGCAUCAAAGGUACUUAAUUGUGAUUGAUGAUCUGUGGAGCAUGAACGCAUGGGAUGCAAUCAAUAGAUGCUUUCCAGAUGAUAAACAUGGUAGUCGAGUAUUAUUGACUACUCUCCUUGAAAAGGCGGCUUAUUAUGUUAGUUCCAACAUUGACUCCAUUCAUCAAAUGCACUUCUUAGAUCAAAGCGAGAGUUGGGAUCUAUUUUGUCAGAAGGCGGGCACAUCACGUCGUGCUAACUUUGAGACUAUUGCCAGACCAAUUGUUGAUAAGUGCAAAGGACUACCAUUUCAACGUGGACCCAAGUGAGUGGGAGAAUAUUGCUAUGACAAAAAUUGCUGAAGCAUGCUCAAGAAUAUUCUCAUUGGAUUACAAUCUCUUGUCAUAUAAC
This is a messenger RNA of Ipomoea nil (Japanese morning glory), 479 nucleotides long. RefSeq names its product disease resistance protein RPP13-like. The transcript has 3 exons. The record is from RefSeq and is a predicted model, not a curated record. Gene Ontology annotation, molecular function: ADP binding. Gene Ontology annotation, biological process: defense response to other organism. The coding region runs from base 2 to 397 and encodes 131 amino acids. Lineage: Eukaryota; Viridiplantae; Streptophyta; Magnoliopsida; Solanales; Convolvulaceae.